CAACUCCAUUCGUUUAGCAUAGCGGGCGGCAUAUUUGGACUACAAGCUCGGGGGCAUAACACUUGAACUGUCCCAAAUGAAAAACAAGCUACGCUAGCUUGCUAGAUAGCCAUGCGUGUAUGUAUAUGCGACCACAGUUGCUCCUCGCUCUCCUUAAUAGGAAGUAAACUACAAUUCAUGAUUCAAACAGAGUGAAGAGUGACGCGAGCCGAAGCUAACUACAGUAGCUAGGGCGAAAUGUAUGCUAAGCAACUGGAAGCAGAAGUCACUUUGGUCAUUUGACUUACUCACUGGUGCUUAUCCGUGACUGUUUUUAUUAUUGUUUAUUUUGGAUUAUUUGUAGUUGUUGUAUUGCGUUGUAUAUUUUGUUUCACUUCUGAUUUUAAAAAAGCAAAUACGUUAAAAAAAGAAAGGGGGCGGGAGUACCCGGAACUCUUUUCUGCUCAUGUGAUUCGUGACUGUCCAAUGACAAACAAGGCCACGCCUUCCAAACGGAGACGUGGUUGCAACUUCCAACCUCGGUCUCGUCAAGUCUCUAACAUGACUCCACACGUUUAAUCGUCUUAUAUUAUAAAAGUGUUACAUUUUGUAAUAACUACCCGCUUACCACAUGGAUACAGUCGGGCUGGACGACAGCUGUUUGGGAUACGAGGUUAUUCUUUCGGAGGGCGACAGAUCAACGCCGCGCUGCCCACAUGGACCAACUUUGUUAUUUGAGAAAGUCGGGAAACGUGGCGAGGGAGGAAGGAGGUUUUACGCGUGCUCGGCUUGCAGAGACCGGAAGGACUGCAACUUUUUCCAGUGGGAGGACGAAAAGGUGUCGGAAGCCAGAGAGUUGGCCAGGCAAGCGAACAACAAAAGGCAGAGGGCCCCCUUCAGCCAGCAGCAGUACAGCGCCAGGUUCCGACAGUUUAUCUCCCUCCCGCCGGAUGAAAAGAAGUUCUGUCAGGAUUGCCAGCUCCUCCUCCUCGCCGACGAGAUGGACGCGCACGCCGGGCACGCGCGCGUCCCCGUGGCCGCCGCCCUUUUGAGGCAGCCCAGCAGGCUGCUGCGUCCCCUGGACGACAACAAGAGCUACGCCCAGUAUCUGUUCACCGAGCGCACUGCCCGCUUCCUGCUGGGCACCCUGGCUGCCCUGGGCUACAACAAGGUGCUAUGCGUGGGCACGCCCAGACUCCACGAGCUGAUCAAAUCGGGAAACGCGGACGGAGCGGCCGAGCCGACGAAGAGCCUUCUGCUGGACAUCGACUUCAGAUAUGCCCAGUUUUACGGCCGAGAUGAAUUCUGCCACUACAACAUGUUCAAUCAUCACUUCUUUGAUAGCGAGGCCUCGAGUGCGGCGGUCCGGGCCUUCCUCAGAGAGUCGGACGGGGAGAAGGCGGUCACGGUGGCCGACCCUCCGUUCGGGGGCCUGGUCAAACCCUUGGCCGACAGCUUCUCUCGUAUCUCGCAGACUUGGAGCAAUCGGCAACGCGCUGACGGCAGUAAUGUCGACAUGCCCUUGGUGUGGAUCUUCCCGUAUUUCAUGGAACCUCGCAUCUUGGCCUGUUUUCCCUCUCUGACCAUGCUGGACUACCAGGUGGACUACGAUAACCAUUCCCUGUACAAGCACGGGAAGACGGGAAGGAAGCAGUCUCCGGUCCGACUGUUCACGAACAUCACCCCCGCUGAAAUCGUCCUCCCCGAGGAGGAGGGUUACAGAUUUUGCGCCAUUUGCGAGAGAUACGUGGGGCGCCUCAACGGGCACUGCGCCGAAUGCGACGUCUGCCCAUCCAAGGACGGCCGCCAGUGGAAACACUGCGCUCUGUGCGGGCGAUGUGUGAAACCUUCAUGGCGACACUGUCAGUCGUGCGGCCGCUGUGCCCUCCCGGACCACCCGUGUGACCGAAGCCCAGGCGCCGAGGGUUGCUACAACUGCGCCAGCCCGGCCCACAAACGCAAAGCUUGCCCUCUAAAACACGUCAGCAGUCGUAGGUCCGCAUCCAAGAAAGGACGCGUCGCCCGGACCAGGCAGCUCGCAAAACUAAGCGCGCGUAGCGGCGGGAUGAAAAAAACCAAAUAAAAAGAUCUGACCAAAAACGUCUCUUGCUCUCACUUGCCACUUUGGUCAGGUUGAGCGUUUUGACCAGCGGGGGGCAGUGCACUACUUGCCCGGCUGAAGGCCGGGAUUUCAGUGCUCUUGAUUCAACAUAUUUUAUUUUAGCGUUAAUUUAUUCGUAACGAUUAAUAAAUACCAGGGAUGUCCAAACCUUUUCCACUUAGGGCAAAAAAAUGGAAGGAAGAGAUCUACUUCAGGUCAACAUAUGCUAAGCAGUUGCAACGUUCGAAGUGUAUACAUUUUUUUUGUUUACGAAAUUGGUUAUA
Messenger RNA from Phycodurus eques (leafy seadragon), 2364 nucleotides. It is a transcript of the gene zcchc4, whose product is annotated as zinc finger, CCHC domain containing 4. NCBI's taxonomy places the organism in Eukaryota, Metazoa, Chordata, Actinopteri, Syngnathiformes, Syngnathidae. Bases 611 to 2062 code for a protein of 483 amino acids. The record is from RefSeq and is a predicted model, not a curated record. Gene Ontology annotation, molecular function: rRNA (adenine-N6-)-methyltransferase activity; zinc ion binding. Gene Ontology annotation, biological process: rRNA methylation. Gene Ontology annotation, cellular component: cytoplasm; nucleolus. The transcript has 13 exons.